AUGUAUAUACAACUGCAGGCUGUUUUUCGAAAAUUUUUGUCCGCAACGAAGAAUAAGAUAAAACCACCAAACAUCAACACCAUGAAGGUGGACGGUGGCAGUAGUGGUGCUUGUAGUAGUGGCGGUAGUGGUAAAGAUGGCGCAACUGCUGCUGCUGCUGCUAACAACGACAACUGUUGUGCCAUUGUCGAUGAAGAGUUUGAGUCAAGAAAGCAAGAGUGGCAAGAGGAACUCGACCAGAUGUCAGAUUUUUUAGUGUUGAAAUCGACGGAGGAGCAGAGAGAGGAGGGGGUGGCCAGCCCUGUGGACACUGCCUACCUCGAUGAUAAGGACGGCAUGCCCGUCUUGAAAGCCUGCUUUGAUGUCCAACACUUCAAACCUGAUGAGGUGCAGUUGAGUGUCGAGAACGGAAUCCUAACGGUUUUCGCGCAGUCCCUGCAAGAGAGGGACGUUGCAGUCUUCAAGAAGACGAUGAUCCGGAGACUGGAGAUUCCCAGCUAUGUGGACCACCAACUGAUGCAGUGCGUUCUCAGCCACGAUCAAAAAAUCCUCACCAUCGAGAUGCCCUUCCACCUCCCACCUCAAAAACGACCCAUAGGGCCGACCGUGGUCCCAGUUUUCAGUGACGAGAGGGGACGUAGAAAGAUCAGGUUGGUGUUUUCGGUGGGGAGGGAUUUUACGGAGGAUGACGUCACGCUGACGUUGGAUCGAAACAGGCCGCAGUGUCUGACGGUGGAUGCCAGUUAUGAAGCUGAAGUCGGGCCGUACGCUGCACAGGUCACUCGUCGCCAAUUUCGAAAACGCUUUCGUCUUCCGGACUUCGUGAACGUAGACACGUUGGAGCAGAGUUUGAGUGAGGAUGGCGAAUUAUUUGUUGACAUCCUCUUAAAAGAUGAUCCGAGCUUUCAAUUUAAAAUCACCACUGAAAAGGUAACUGAAAACAAUUACUCAAGUAACGAUUACCGAGUAGAUUCGAGUAAAACCGACAAAAAUCAAUUGAAUUCAACUAAAACCGCUCAACGCCAAAUAGAUUCCGAUAGCAGAGAAGAAGACAGUGCGGAAAGUAAAGUUGAGGGCGGCCUUAAUAUUAUAACUCCAAUUAUCGACCUGAAUGAUGUCGAUUUUGAAGUUAAACUUGAAUGCGGAGGAAGUGGUGGUGGUGCUGGUGGGAAGGAGGAAUGGAAGAAUGAUGGAGUAGUAGCCACUGGCAGUAGUGAUAAUGAUGAUAAUAAGAACAAUGGCGAUAGAGAUGAUGAUGACAAUAAUGACGACGAUAAUAAACUCGCUGGUGGCGAAACGAACGAGAAGUUAUUAGGAGAUAGUAAGAGGACAAAUAUUGAUGAUGGCGAUGGGAAGGAAACGAAAGCUGAAAGUAACAAUUCCAAAAAGAAGAUGACAGAUCUCGAUGAUCAGAAGACGAAAUAUAACGAGUAGAGCCUUGAAAAUCAUCAUAUCAAUCCGAAAUCUGACGUUUAAUUUAUUCGUUAUUUCAAUAUUUAGGCUCAUACAUUUAGGUUUAAUUGUCACUAACACUUACAUACACACACAUACAUAGAUACACACACACACACACACACACACACACACACACACACAUUUACUCAAUCCCCACACCCAUACGGACUGCAGUGCAAAUUAACAGACCUUCAACAAAUAUAGAAUUAGAAUUUCAAAAAGAUUGCACGAUUUUUAUUAAUUGGUGUAACAAAUAACAUUUUGACAAUUGCGUUUUAUUUCAUGCAUGUGUCACUGUAUGUAUGUGUAUGUGUGUUUGUGUGUAUAUGUAUGUAUGUUUGUCUGUUUACAUGUUUGUGUGUAUGUAUGUGUUUAUGUACGAUGGAUGCAUAUGCUUGUUUGUCCUCAGGCGUUUGUGACUGUUGUUUUAAUAAUUUUCAUUAAAAUUUG
This is a messenger RNA of Helobdella robusta, 1905 nucleotides long. RefSeq lists its product as hypothetical. NCBI's taxonomy places the organism in Eukaryota, Metazoa, Annelida, Clitellata, Rhynchobdellida, Glossiphoniidae. Gene Ontology annotation, molecular function: protein folding chaperone. Bases 1 to 1434 code for a protein of 477 amino acids. The transcript has 5 exons. The record is from RefSeq and is a predicted model, not a curated record. Gene Ontology annotation, biological process: protein refolding; response to heat.